This is a messenger RNA of Ochlerotatus camptorhynchus, 875 nucleotides long. It is a transcript of the gene AIMP3, whose product is annotated as aaRS-interacting multifunctional protein 3. The transcript is spliced from 4 exons. Gene Ontology annotation, cellular component: aminoacyl-tRNA synthetase multienzyme complex; nucleus; cytoplasm. Gene Ontology annotation, biological process: positive regulation of DNA damage response, signal transduction by p53 class mediator. The record is from RefSeq and is a predicted model, not a curated record. Lineage: Eukaryota; Metazoa; Arthropoda; Insecta; Diptera; Culicidae. Bases 298 to 840 code for a protein of 180 amino acids.
GAAAAUUGUCGAGGAACAGCGCGAUGAAAGGAUGUUGCUCAUGGACAUUGCAGAAGUGUGGUUUGCAUCUCACUGCAGUCUGAAAAAUUAUCGAGAAAAUCCACCCAAGAAAAAAUCGACUAAGUCCACGUAAACAGUACCACUGAACUGUCAUCAGAUUGAGGUUAACCCCGACGGUGCAAAACCUAAUACUGUAAUCUCAUGGUGUUGAUAUCCCUCUCCUCGCUGAAGAUAAUAAUUUGGAUUGUGACAAAACGCUAAUUCAUUCAUUCAAAUUCUUUAAUCGAAAAAUUCAACAUGGCAAGUGUAGAACAAGUAAUGAAAGUCGGCAAUUUCAUGAAAGUGGCGCCAGGAAAAAUUGGAUACAAUUCAGAAAAGAUCAUAACACGGUACAUCCCAAAAACAAAUGGAAGUAUAUCUGGAUUUUCAUCUAUUAUCCAAUCGAUUGCUCGGGAAAGCAACAAUGAGGUUGUUCGAGAUAGUUUCAAAGAUAUUGAAACAGAGCUCCAAGUGGCACAAUGGAUUGAUUAUUCUGUGUUAUUUGUUUCGCCAGCUGCUAAAGAUAAACACGUUGCAAAGACAUUAUUAAAGGAGCUCAACAAACACCUGGAAGUUCGUUCCUACUUGGUCAAUCACAAGCUGAGCCUUGCAGAUAUUGUAGUAUUUUAUGCUAUUCAGGAUACCCUAGUCAAUCUACAGCCCUUGGACAAGGAGUACUAUCUCAAUGUAUCUCGUUGGUUUGAUCACCUACAACAGCAGAAAGGAAUUCGUCAGGACGAAAGUUUAAUCAAUUUCUCAACUUUACAUUUAUUUGGCUGGGCUACAGGCACCCACGUGUAAGGUCGCAACAAAUUUAUCGUCAACAAUAAUUAAGA